UGUCAAGUCAAACAUGUCCAAUUUGGUAUUUGGUCUUAUUGUGGUGCAAUGCAAUGCAGUGAUUAAUGUUAAUCGAAUAUUAAUACAACCAAAGCAAUAUUUAUUUUAAAUCGCAGGGAGGUUAUUUUUUUAUCGAUGCCAAAUUUUAAUAUAUCAUUUUUUUAUUAUUUCCUUAUUUCAUAGUAGUACUAUACAAUGGGUGGCAAGUCAAAACAAAGUCAAAGGACUAAAAAUAAUGCAAAGCCUUCAAGUAGCAGCCGUAGUGCCGAGCUUCUUAAUAAUGGCAUAAACCUAGAUGCUAGCGUUAUCACUCUUGGUAGUGGAAAGUCUCUUCCACCAUUGUUCCCAACGUUAGCCACAGCCAACCUGGAACAAGGACUCAAUCCAGAGUUUCAAAUAUGCUUUAAGAAGCUCACCAAGAAAGAUCCGGUCACCAGAGCCAAGGCUCUGCAGGAUCUAUGUGAACUAGUGAAUAAUGGUGAUGUAGAAGAUGUUGUGGCUGCUUUGCCGAGCUGGGCGCAUUAUUAUAGAAUCCUCACAACUGAUAUAGACCGCAAAGCGUGUCACGGCGCCGUGUUGGCGGCCAGCGGGCGCCGCGCGGCGCCGCAGCUGCGCGCGCUGGUGCCGGCCUGGCUGCAGGCGCAGCACGACGACCACGCGCCCGCGCAGUCGCACGCGCGCCGCGCUCUCGCCAAAACGUUUCCUGAUACCAAGUUGCCCGAAGUGAUCUCUUUCUGCAAGGCCGAAGUGAUAGCCUAUCUACUUGACAACCUUAUAGGUAAUACGGGAGCAGUGAUAAGCAAGAGGAUACAGAACGAAGAGGAACGAGAAUUACAAAUGAAUCGUAUUAUAACGAGCAGUCUUCAUGGGCUGCAGUAUUUCCUGGUACACCUGCCCAGUGCCCACGAUGACUGGCUGUGGACGGAGCUGGAGCCGCUACUGCAGGCCCCCGCCUUCUGGAAGCUCUUCCACGGCCCCCCGCAAUCCAUGAUUAAGAAAUGGAUCAAUAAAGUGAAACACGUUCGAUCCGCUCGUCAUGUCUCGCCCGAGGUGGUCGCAGUGUCCGCAGCGCAGUGUUGCAGGGCGGCGUGGUGCGGCUGCGCGGGGCGGCUGGCGGCGCGCGGCGCGCGGCUGGGCGCGGAGCGCGGCUCGCGGCUGGGCGCGGAGCGCGCGCGCCGGUUGCUGCGCCUGCUGCUGCAGCGCGCGCCGCCGCCCGCCGCCGCCGACACCUGGGCGGCGCUGCUGCAGCUCAUGCACCACGUGCCGGAGUGGCACGCGUACUUGGACGAGAAGGACUUGCUCGUGAGAAGAUUACUGGACAUGUUAGAGAACGGCGGCUGGGGCGACGCGCGCCAGCUCUCCAACACGCUGCUGCCACUGCUGGCGCAUCUGCCGCAGGACCUUGUCACUAAGGAUUUUUAUGAAGCCUUUUUUAAUGCCAUUUUUUCUGGACUUGAAAAGAAAAAUGUAUUGAAUUCAAAAAGUGAAAGGCAGCUGUGGAUAACGAGUUUGUCUGAAUGCUUACGAUACUUGUCCAUACAACAAUAUGACUACGUGUUGGAGAUUACCACAAAUGUGCACAGAACUUGGCUAGCCAGGGUGCUCUCUACGACACAAGACGCGCAGACCAGAUCCAAUCUCAUAAAGUACUCUGCUGGCUGCAUGACGUCUCUUGUCAAAUAUUGGCUCAGACAGUCCAAUGAACAGAAAUCUGAGAAGUACGACCAGCUCGUAAGGAACUUCUGGCAAAACAUAGGUUCUACGGUCUCGGCACAAAUAGAUAAAUCCGGCAACGACGUCAAUGAAAUCAGCCAACUCAUAGAAGGUCACAUUCUGCUCUUACAAACGUUAAAAACCUCGUUCUCCCAGGAAGGUAAGAAACAAUUAAACAUAAAAUUUGAUGACGACGAGCCCAGCGUCCCCGAAGAGAGCGUCGCGGCGUUCUCGUCCGCCCCGGCCGGCGCGGCAGACGCGGCCGACGCGGCGGACGCGGAGCGGUACCGCCACUGCCUGUGGCGCCAGGCCGAGGCCGCGGCCGCCGCCUACCUGGGCGCCGGCGCCGCGCGCCGCCUGGCGCCCGCCGUGCUGGCGCCGCUCAUCACGCUGCUGGUGGCCUUCGACUCGGAGGCCGUGUUCCUGGCACUGGCCCGCCAGCUGGGCCAGCCCUCGGUGGCCGCGUUGUACCACAACGUGUUGCGGGGCUGGCUCUGCGAGGACGACAUGCGCUGCGAGGCUCUCGUGGAUGUCAUCUUUCUCAUGACUGAGUACAUGACUGAACGAGAACAAGAUGCCAUGUUUGAUACGUUCCAACAGCUGGCGCCCGACGCGGUGGAGUGGUGUGUGAGUGCGUGCCUGCGCCACCCGAUGGUCGGGCGGCCGGCCGCGCGGCGCUGGCUGGGCGGCCCCGGCGUGGGCGCCGCGCUGCGGGCGCUGGCGGCCCGCGCCGUGCGCCCGGCGCCGGACCCGCGCGCCGCCGCCUUGCUGCUGGCCUGCGUGGCGGACGCGCCCACGGGAGAGCUUCUGGUGAGCGAGAGCAGCGUCAGCGAGGUGGUGGACAUAGUGGGUGGCGCGCUGGAGGCGGCGGCGGGCGGAGCGCUGGAGGCGGUGGGCGGAGCGUCGGAGACGGCGGGCGGAGCGCUGGAGGCGGCGGGCGGAGCGUCGGAGGCGGCGGGCGGAGCGCUGGAAGCGGCGGGCGAGGCGCUGGAGGCGGCGGGCCAGGCGCUGGAGGCGGCGGGCGAGGCGCUAGAGAGCUGCGCCAUGCUAUGCGCGCGCCUGGCCACGGCCCAGCCGCGCCGCGCAGCACGUCUGGCGCUGCCGCUGCUGCGACUCAACGCGCGCCUGCCGUGGCAUAGCGGAUGCAGUAGUGUUGUGUCUCAGCUGGGCGGCGGGCGCCUGUCGAGCGGCACGUGGCACGAGGUGCGCUCGUCCUGGCAGGACUGCGUGGCCGCGCUGGCGCCCCGCGACCUGGCGCCCUUCCUGCACGGCGCCGCGCAGGCGCUGUAUGACCUACUAUACAUAAGUAACAGCCGUGUUUUGGACACAACGGAAAUCGAAAACGUAUUGUGCUUAUGCCCUUACCUGUUCGAGCGGUGCGACGAAGGCGACGAGCCCGUGGACGUGGCCGCCGUGGUCCAGUUCACCCGCGACCUGUUCCGCGCCGCUGCGCCCCCCGCGGCCCCGCGCCCGCGCCUGCAGUACUGCGCGCUGCGCUAUCUCGCGAUCACUGCGCAACUCAACUGCAUCUUCGACGACGACGAAAUCAUGGCGGCCAUUAUUAAGGACGCGCACGCCACGGACGUGAAGGAUAUUUGCAAGGAGGACUUUCUCAGUUAUGCGAACGAAAUCCUUCUGCGAGCGAUAUAUUUGCGUAUCAUGUUUUCGCACAAGAUGAGCUCGCCCGACGACGAUGACGCUUCGACCGACAGAUCUCGGUGCGACGUUUUACUGGCGGAUGACUACUUACUGGGUGAAUUCUGUGAGGUCAUGUAUGACUACGCAGUCAUCGAAACACUGCACGAGGCGUACGCAUUCUGGCCGCACUACGAGCUACUGCGCCGGGCCUGGGAGGCGCUGCGCGGGGCGCUGCAGGCCGCGCUGGGCGCCGCGGGCCCGGCGGCGCUGCAGCGCGCGGCGCGGGCGCUAGCGCAGCGCGCGCUGGAGGUGGGCUACUUGUGGGCGCUGGCGCAGCGCGCGCUGCACCGCCUCGAGCCGGGCCUGCAGCCGGGCGCCCUCGACUGCGCGGCCCAGGACCUCAUGUCCGGGAACGGAUUCUUCCACAGCCUGCAGGUGCAGGCGAGCGCGGACGAGGCGCUGCGCGUGCGCCUGCUGGUGGCGCUGCGCAGCUGGAGCGCGGCCACGGGCGCGGCGCCGCUGGAGCCGGCGCCGGCCGCGGAGCGGGACCUGGACCUCUUCGUCGCCGCAUACUACGCGCAGCCGUCGUCCAUGCUCUUCGACAGAAACGUAUCGGAGUGCUCGUGGGCGGACGUCGCCAACAACGCGGCCGUGCUGGAGCUCAUGGCGGCCACGGUGGAGGCGCGCGGCUGGCAGGCCAGCGCCGCCGCCUGGGACUUCGUCAACAUCGCGCUGUGCUCGCUGCUGGGCACCGCGCGCCGCUCGCUGGCGGCCUGGGGCAGCUCGGCGCUGGCGGCGCUGCUGGUGCCGGCGCUGCGCCUGCUGCGCGCCGCGGCCGCCUUCGUGCGCGACCUGGCGCCGCGCUGCCAGCGCCAGGAGCCGGCGCCGCACGUGGCGGGGCUGGCGCGCGAGUGGCCCGACAUCUUCGCGCCCGACGUCAACUACCACGUCUUCUCCAUCGUGCUGCACGCGCUCGAGUGCUGCGAGGGCCCGAUGACGAGCCCGCAGGUGGAGGUGGUGGGCGAGCUGGUCCGCUGCGCGCCGCUGCUGCAGUGGGACGCGCUGGCGCCCGAGCACCGAGCGCCCGCCGCGCCGCUGGCCCUGGAGCGUCUGGCGCGCGCCGCCGCCGCCGCGCUGGGCGCCGCCGCGCCGCCGCCGCGCCUGGCGCUGGCGCGCGCGCUGCUGGCCAGCCUGGCGCGCCCGCUGGUGCUGGCCGACGCCGAGCGGCUGGCGGCGCGCGAGGCGGCGCCGGCGCACGACGCGGCCGUGCUGUGUCUGGACUACCUGCACGCCGCCUUCGUGGCCGCCCACGACCUGCUGGACUCCGCGCUCGGCUCUGUCGUGGUGGGCGAGGGCACGUGCGAGCUAGUGCCCGGCACCGACUCGUACUGCGUGGCGCUCGGCUGGCUCUUGCUGGUGGACGCGCAGGCCGAGCUGUGUAGCCUGGCGCGCGGGGACCUGGUGGCGCACUAUGUGGUGUGGUACCGCGAGCGCCAGUACGCCGAGCUCGUGCUGCGCGCCGCGCUGCGCCUGCUGCCGGGCGCCCACGGGCCCGCAGGCCGGCGCGCCGCAGCUGGCGCAGGCGUUCCUGCGCGCGCCGCGCUGGGCGUGCGGGCGGCGGCGCGCGGCGCGCUGGUGGGGUCGCUGGCGUGCCGCGCGCUGUACACGCUGCUGACGGGCCCGGGCGCGGCGGGCGCGCGCGGCUGGUGGGGCGCGGCGCCGGCGCGCGCGGCGCGGCUGCUGGAGCGCGUGGUGGUGCAGUUCGUGGCGCCCGAGGCGGCGCGCCAGCAGCUGCGCGAGCUGGCGGCGCACGCGGCCGAGCUGGCCGACACGGCCGUGGAGAUCUCGUGGGGCGCGCGCGAGGUGCGCGCCGUGUACUGCGUGGACGAGCGACGCGUGGAGCUGCGCGCGCGGCUGGCGGCGGCGCACCCGCUGGCGGCGCCGCGCCUGGAGGCGGGCGGGCCGGGCGCGGGCGCGUGGCUGCAGCUGUACGUGGCGCAGCAGGGCAGCGUGCUGGGCGCGGUCCGUCUGUGGGCGGGCGCGGUGGGCGCGCGCGUGGAGGCGGCGCCGCAGUGCUACAUCUGCUACUGCCGGCUGCACCCGUCGUCGGGCCGCCUGCCGCGCGUGCCGUGCCACCAGUGCAAGAACAAGUUCCACAACCUGUGCCUGGUACGUCCGCGCGCCGCCGUGAGUCUCGUCUCGAACGAUGCGCCCAGUAAUACGGUCCUUGAUUUUCUUCCAGCGCAAGUGGUUCGCCACGAGCAACAAAUCCAACUGCCCGCUAUGCAGAGCGGCGUUCUGAUGUCCUGGCCGCCGGCCGCCGGGCGAGACGUCGCGGUGUGCGACGACCUGUGUAUAUAUCCUUAUAUACUUUAG
Molecule: messenger RNA, 5727 nt
Organism: Spodoptera littoralis (African cotton leafworm)
Lineage: Eukaryota; Metazoa; Arthropoda; Insecta; Lepidoptera; Noctuidae
Source: the annotation of a GenBank genome assembly